ACAAGAUUCAAACUAGUGGUCUUUCCCCGAUGCUUUGCAAUUGCAACGGUUUCGUGUGUGUGUGCGCGAAGAGGGCAUAUUCUCUGUUUUUGUCGGACUCCGGGCAUCGGACGCUGAGCGGGACGCACCGGGCAACAACAGGACACAUUGCAGGAGGAUAUGUGAAGUUGGAAUCCUACUAAACUAAUGUUGUGAAGUGGCUCUGUCCCUGGAGCCAAGACUUCAUCCCUUUGGUGUCAGCAAGGAUGCUGUGGGUUACCUUGCUGAGCACCAUAGCCUUAGGAUGGACCACGCCGAUCCCACUACUGGAGGACUCAGAGGAGAUCGACGAGCCCUGCUUCGAGCCCUGCUACUGCGAGGUCAAAGAGGGCAUCUUCCACGUCCACUGUGACAAUAAAGGAUUUACAAAUAUCAGCCAGAUCUCCCAGAUAUGGAGCCGGCCCUUCAAGCUCAACCUGCAGAGAAACUCCAUGAGGAAGCUUUACUUUAACAGCUUCCUCCACCUUAACAAUGCCAUAUCCAUUAAUCUGGGCAACAACGCCUUGCAAGAUAUUCACGCCGGAGCGUUCAAUGGCUUAGGAAUACUCAAACGGCUGUUCCUGCAUGAAAACAAACUAGAAGUUUUCCGGAAUGACACUUUCCUGGGCUUGGAUAGUUUAGAGUAUCUCCAGGCAGAUUACAAUGUUAUCAAAAGGAUUGAAAGUGGUGCAUUCAGACACCUUCACAAAUUGAGAGUACUUAUAUUAAAUGACAAUCUGAUCCCUGUGCUCCCAAAUUAUCUUUUUCGGUCUGUGUCACUCACACAUCUGGACUUGAGAGGAAACAGACUAAAGACAUUGCCAUACAAGGGCACACUGGAGUAUAUUGGGAGGAGCUUAAUGGAAAUCCAGCUAGAGGAGAACCCCUGGAACUGUGUCUGUGAAAUUGUCCAGUUAAAAACAUGGCUGGAGAGAAUUCCCUAUACAGCUUUAGUGGGUGAAAUCACAUGUGAAUAUCCCUUCCACUUACAUGGGAAAGACUUAAGGGAAAUCAAACGCAGUGAGCUCUGUCCUUUGCUCUCGGAUGCAGAGAUAGAGGCCAAGCUGGGAAUUCCCAGGAUUCCAUUCAACAAUGAGAACACAUGGCCUACUAAACCUUCCUCAAUGCUCUCCUCCUUUCACAACACAGCCUCUUCUGUGGAAUACAAGGAAAGAGUUGUAAAACCCACCAAACGACCUCGGCCCACAAAGAACCCCCCAACUCCUCGUAGCAUCUACCCAGGCAUCAACCAGCCCCCAAUUGCAGGUUAUCAAACAAGGCCUCCUAUUCCAAUAAUUUGCCCUGCUGGAUGUAUUUGCAAUCUUCAUAUCAAUGACCUGGGGCUAACGGUAAACUGUAAAGAGAAAAGCUUUCAUAACAUCUCAGAGCUUCUUCCACGGCCCCUCAAUGCCAAGAAAUUGUAUCUCAGUGGAAACCUAAUACAGAAGAUCUAUCGUUCUGAUUUCUGGAACUUCUCAAGUUUGGAUUUAUUGCAUUUAGGUAACAAUCGGAUAUCUUAUGUCCAGGAAGGCGCCUUUAUCAACCUACCAAACUUGAAAAGUUUAUAUUUGAAUGGGAAUGACAUUGAGAGACUCACCCCUGGGAUGUUUCGGGGGCUUCAUAUGUUGAGUUAUCUUUACUUUGAGUAUAAUGUCAUUCGUGAAAUACAGCCUCAUUCCUUUUCCCUGAUGCCAAAUCUCCAGCUGGUUUUUCUCAAUGACAACUUGUUGCGUUCCCUCCCCACUGAUGCCUUUGCUGGAACCAACCUUGCACGUCUCAACCUCCGCAACAAUUACUUCCUUUCCUUGCCCGUGCAUGGUGUACUGGAGCAUCUGACCUCAAUUGUCCAGAUUGAUCUCCAUCAGAACCCCUGGGACUGCUCCUGUGAUAUCAUUCCCCUCAAACAGUGGUUGGAAAAGCUCUCCUCUGUUAUUAUAGUUGGAGAUGUCAUCUGUAAGACACCAGAGUUUGCUUUUGGGAAGGAUCUGCGUUCACUUGAGGUUGAAGUCAUCUGUCCUGAGCUUAAAUAUUCUUCAGGCCCAUCCCCAGCUCUGCCUGGUGGGAAUGACUUCACCACAGGAAGCUCUGACAUGGGGGUGGCAGGUGGGAGAGGUGCUGUCCCACUGUCUGUCCUCAUCCUUAGCCUACUAAUCCUCUUCAUAUCUGCUGUGUUUGUGGCUGCUGGGCUUUUUGCUUUUGUUCUUCGUCGCCGGAAAAAGUUGCCCUUCCGGAAACGUUCUGAGGUAGAUCUGACAGGGAUCCAAAUGCAAUGCAGAAUUUUUGAGGACCCACCAAGGCAAAGCAGUUCCGGGAACACUGGCACACCAGAGAAACCUACGCAGAGUAUGCACACACACACCCAUGCUAGUCACACACAUGCUCAUGGCCACGUCUAUGAUUACAUCCCUCAUCCUGUGACUCAGAUGUGUAACAACCCCAUUUAUAAACCUAGAGAAGGGGAGAUAGCAGAGGAGGAGAGAGCACAGUUUUCCGAGAAGAAAGACAAUGGGAGCAGUAGCAACAGUAACUACAGAACCUUAUUAGAAAAAGAGAGAGAGUGGACCCUGGCUGUCUCCAACUCUCAGCUAAACACCAUUGUUACAGUCAACCACACCACGGCUGACAUGGCAGGAUUUCAUGAGAAUGGAGGGCUCUGCCCAACAGUGAUUGACAGUCAGAGGCCCACACCUACUGUUGGUUUUGUAGACUGUUUGUAUGGGACAGUACCCAAAUUAAAGGACAUGCAUGUGGCGCAUGCACACCCACCAGGCAUGCAGUACCCUGAUUUGCAGCAGGAUGCACGGCUAAAGGAGACGUUGCUUUUCACAGCGGGGAAAGGUUGCUACCCUGACCCAUCCCAAAGUGAUUACCUUGAGUUGAGGGCCAAACUUCAAACCAAGCCGGAUUACCUCGAAGUCUUGGAAAAGUCCUAUCGGUUUUAACAUCUCUAGCCCAUGGACAAAAAAAAAGACACAACGUCAACUUAUUCACUUUGCCACCCUCAAAACGAACUCACUCAAAAUCCAUGUUAAAAAAACGAAACAAUACAAGCAUAAAAAAACCAACUUGAAAAUGCAGCAUGAUAUAAAAUAAAAUAUUAUAUUACAGUCACAAUGUUUCCCCCCCAAAUCACUUUGGAGGAGAGGCCAUUCUCAGAUAAUUCAAUUAAGUGCCUUUUUUUCAGAGUAGCCAGCAAUGUCAACAGCCGUUAUUUUUAUAAUAUAUAAAUAUCUCAAUAAGCCCACGAGAGAGGAAAAGAGAAACAAGAGGGGCACUGGGGAAUAAAACAUACAAACCAUCCUACAUCUGUCACUAAAAUCCAUUUUUAUGGAAUUACAUGAUGCUGUACCAGAUUCACUGAAGACGCACGGGAGCUGGACGUCUCCCUGAUUUUGGGGUUUUUCUUUCUCUCUUUUACCCCUGACUAGGAUGUACAAACACCCGGAGGCCGUGCACAUUAAGUUUGUAGGAAAUGAUCAAAAGAGAGAAAAAAGAAUAUAUAUACAUAUAUAUAUAUAUUAAAAUGAACUGCAGUUUGCUGCAUGCACUUGCUUCGGUGCAGGAAGUGAGAGGAUUUUCUCAGAACUAUCCAAUGACAUUAUGAACAGAGAUACUGCAACGCAUUUACAGUUCAGUGUUCUAUUUAAUUUUUAUAUCUUAUUAAUAUGGUUAUUACUAUUAAUGAGGACUUCUGUCUAUAUCAGGGUGCUUCUCGUAAAAAGGAUGCGCCGACGCACGGAUGGCAAAAACAUUUGUGAAUAUUACUAUAAGACAAUGCCGAAGGUUUUCUGGAUAUUUCCACACACUUUGUUAAGACCCACCCCUUCUCCCCCUUCUCCCCAACCCCCCACCCCACCCCUCCAUUACUUCUGGAUUCCCCAUCGCCACCCACUAACGGCUUUGUAGGAGGCACUUUUAAUGUUUUCUCUCUCACAAAGAUUUGAAGAAAAAUGUGCAUAUAUUUAUUCUGUAAUUUCAGUGAAGAAUUUAAUUGUAAAGGUAAUGUUAAAUCAGUGUAUAGUGAUUAUGCGUCUGGUAUAGCCUUCUUAAUAAAAACAAACUCUUCA
Oreochromis aureus is the source of this 4085-nucleotide messenger RNA. RefSeq names its product SLIT and NTRK-like family, member 3a (gene slitrk3a). NCBI's taxonomy places the organism in Eukaryota, Metazoa, Chordata, Actinopteri, Cichliformes, Cichlidae. The coding region runs from base 246 to 2960 and encodes 904 amino acids. Gene Ontology annotation, cellular component: GABA-ergic synapse; postsynaptic density membrane. The transcript is spliced from 4 exons. The record is from RefSeq and is a predicted model, not a curated record. Gene Ontology annotation, molecular function: protein binding. Gene Ontology annotation, biological process: positive regulation of synapse assembly; axonogenesis; regulation of presynapse assembly.